ACGUAGACAUAGACAGGAGCUGCUGCAAUUAGAAAUUUAAAUGAAACCUAAAUUUUGGGUAAAAUGGCGGAAUAUAAAUAUCCAUUGUUCUUUGAAGCCAAAUAUUUGACAGACAAAGACAAGAAAACGAUAAGGAAACACUUUCAAAAGCGAAAAUCUGGAGGAGGCAAAUGCCGAAACAUUGAAAUGACUGGAGGCAACAUCUAUAAAGUUUGUUUCAAGAAAAAAAAAGACCAGGAAAAGGUUUUGCAGAAAAAAGACCAUCAUGUAACACUUUCAAGUGGAAAGCAGUGUCUGUCUGUGACCGCAAACUGUCCAACACAGACCCCUCAUCAGUUACCACAGCAGGCUAGAGUCCUGAUGCAGGACUCCUUCUUUGCCCCUGAAGAGAUCAGAGUGAAUAAAACGAUUUCUAAAUUGGAAAGGAGUGUGCCACUCUGGAAGGACAUUACAGUCGUGGAGAAGAAGUUCAGACUGGUGGAGGAAGAGUUUAAUCAAGAAAGGAAUGCUUGUUGCCCUGAAGUCAAAAUCUGUAUAAGUAAUAAUAUGAUCAUUUUGGAAGGACCUGACCAGGAGGUCUUCUCCGGAGCUAAAAAGCUUAAUGAACUGAUGAAGAAAGUAAUGAAAAAAACAAUUAAACUCCCUAUGGAGUUAAUAGCCUUCAUUAAGUCCAGUGGUGCCAUCUCCAAGUACCAGACUUGGUUCCAGAGUCUCAGAAAUCCUGUUUCCAUAGACGUUGGAUCAGAUCUGGUUCUGUUCAGUUUGUCCUCAGAAGCUCUGGAGGAAGCUGAAGCUGCAAUACUAAGAGACUUGAGAGACCUGAGAAUGGACACUGUGCAGCUUCAGGGUUCUGCAGCUGCUCCUCCAGAUGUGGGCAGAGUGAAAGAAAUCCUCACCAAAGCCAGGAAUGAAGAAAAUCAUCAAGGUUUAAAAGUGGAGAACAGCUUCAUUCCAGGAACAAGUGGAACGUCUGAGACAAACAUCCAGCAUGUAGGAAACAAUGAAAGUGUGAACAAGCUGAAAGAGAUUCCACAUGACUCCCAGAUGAACCAUGUGGAGACACAAAAAGUGAUGAAUUUAUCGCCAGAUCUGCUUGACUGUUUUGAUAAAGUCUUAAGUCUAAGUGGAACAAAUUGGGAUAAAUCAGAGGUGACAUUAAAGACUUUAAAUGCUCCACAUCCUCAUGUGCUUCUAUCUGGUCCUUGUUGUCGGGUACAGGAAGUUCAGAAAAACCUAAGAACCUCUCUAGCCAGUCUGAAAUCUGAUACAUUGGUUCUGGAGGGUUCAGGAGCUCAGCGAUAUUUCCAGGCAGAGGGUAGAACAAACAUGGAGCUGGUGGAGUCUGCCUUUAAGGUCAUUAUUAGGGAAGGAAAAUGUGUCCAAGGGACAAAACAACAAGGUUUUAGCAGCCCCAUAAGUUUAACAUCUUCACAAGCACCCAAAAUAAACUUGGAGAUCAAGCUUGGUAGUUUAGAGUAUGACAAGGUGAAUGUAAUGGUGGUCCCCAUGCUCAACAGAAAACUGACUUCUACUGCAAUUGGCAAAUGUCUGUCAAAAAAAGUGAAUAAGUUCAGGACAAAGUUUUUCUUGGCAGCAACAAAGUGCACCCUCCAACCUGGAGACGUCAUGCAGGUUGAUGCUCCUCCAUCUCUUGGCUGCUCCAAGAUCCUCUUCAUUGAGUGUCUGCCGUGGGACGGAGUCAGAGGACAGAGUAAACAGGCUCUUGCUAGUGGAUUGAAGAGGUGUCUGGACCUCUGUGUGCAGCAGGGCUCCAGUUCAGUUGCCUUUCCCAUCAUUGGACCUGGACUGGUUCUAAAGUACCCACUGAGAGAAGCCGCUAAAGUUCUGACUGAAACCAUUCGUCAGUUUGCAUUGUCUACAUACUCUGGGUCUCUGUCCACCAUCCAUGUUGUCAUUAAACCUGGCUAUGCUAACACAGUAGAGUGCUACCAUGAUGUCUAUAGAUGGCUCAAUUUGAACAUGACCCAGGGAGACCAAGUAAUUUUCAGGUCAAUCACUACUGACCUUGAUGAGAUCGCCAUGACUGUGGGAGAAGGGGUUAAGCUAACGCUGGUGAUUGGUGACAUCACUAAUGAGACCACAGACGGCAUAGUGAACUCAACUGACUUUAUUAGGUUUAAUACUGGUGGUGUGUGCAAAGAUAUUUUAGCUGUAGCUGGUCCAGAUGUUGAGGCUGAGUUAAAAAAAGCAAAAGUGAACCAGGGAGAGGUUUUUGUUACACACCCUGGCUCAUUCCCUUGUAAAGCUAUUUUACAUGUGUAUGGACAACGAGAUGCAGGUGUCAUUGAACAACUGGCCUGUAAAAUAAUUCAAUAUUGUGAAACCUUUGAAUUUAAAUCCGUGGCCAUUCCUGCCAUCUGUGCCGGCGCUGGUAAAAUGGACCCUGGUGUUGUGGCAGGAGCCAUCCUCCAAGGGAUCAAAACUGCCAUCUUGUCUACUCCCCUUUCCUGUCUGACUGACAUCCGCCUUGUGCUUAUUAACAUCAACCUGGUGUUUGCUUUUGCAAAGAAAGCAAUGCAAGUGUUUCCUACUGUUGUGAUCGACAGAGUGUCUGCAUCUCAGAUGCCUCAUGUACAACAGCAAGAUCAGUCAAGUACCAACACAGACCUCAGCAUCCUCUGCACCAGUUCAACAAACCAACAGUCUGUCUUCCACUUCCUGGGUCUCAACACACAGACUAUGGACACUGCUAUGACAAAGCUGAAAGAGCUCUAUCAGGCUCAGUGCUCCACACAAACCUUCACCCAGGAACAACUGGAAGUCCUCACUCAAAAUGAAAUAAAAGAUCUGAAGCACCUGUUGGAGAGUCAGGGUCUGCACAUAAAGAGAGACCAGUCUGGACAGGGCAUCCUGACAGUGUGUGGGUUAAAAGAUGGGGUCAGCCAGGUGAUGCAGAUGGUAAAUGGGUUUCAGAAGAACUCCCUCAUCAGAGAAAUAAGACUCAGGGAUGAGGAUGAGUUGUACCCUCGUGUUGCUUGGUGCAUCCUCGGAUGUAAUGGAAACUGGGAGAGACUACCCAAAACAGCCAAUUAUGACCUGGAAAACAAUGGUGCAUCAGGAGGGAUAGUUGACGCACAAGGCAACUCAUGGAGUGUGAAUCUGCAGGGAAUGAAGGCCACAAGACGACAAACUGGACAAAAGACAAAGCUGAAACGACUUGAGAAUCGUCCAGACUUCAUUUUACCUGUGUAUUGGGACAACAUGACGGUUUCUGAGACCACAAAGGUGGUUGUUCUACAUCCUUCCUCUGUAGAGUACAGGGCAGUGAAGGAGGCCUUUAGACGAACGGUCACAAAGACUGUAACAAAGAUUGAGCGUGUGCAGAACAUCCACCUGCAUUGUGCCUAUGAAACAUUGAAGAAGCAAAUAUCUGAUAACAACAUUCUUUUGGGUGGACCUGGGGAAAAGCUUCUGUACCACGGGACAAGUCAAGACAACUGCAACUCUAUCAUGAAAACCGGCUUCAACAGGAACUUUGCUGGACAAAAUGCAACUUUAUAUGGUCAUGGAACCUACUUUGCUGUAGACGCCAGCUACUCAGCCAAUAUCAAAUACUCUAAACCAGCUGCUGACGGCUCCCAGUCAAUGUUUGUGGCUCGAGUCCUGACUGGAACUUACACUGUUGGCCACAGUAACAUGAAGGUGCCUCCACAUUGUAACAACCAGCAGCCAGACGACCGCUACGACAGUUUGGUUGAUAACAUAAACAACCCCAGCAUGUAUGUUGUGUUCCAUGACAGCCAGGCGUACCCAGACUACCUCAUUACCUUUAAAUGAAAGUAUACUGAAAUUUAGAAAACAAUUGUUCACACAAAUACAUUAUUAUUGUAAGAUUGUGUAUGAUCGCAAUACUUAACAUACAGUAUUUUAAUAGGACAAGUAGACUACUCCUACAAUUGUAAAGUAGUACAAAUAUAUAUACUUACUAGUUAAUAUGUACACUCACAAGGCACUUUACUAUAGUUCACUAUGGUUCACUGUUUUAUACUGUCCUAUUUAAAAGUUCAAAUCAAUUAAAUCAAUUAUAGCAAUCGAUUCAGAAAAUGGUUCGGUAAUGUGACAAAAGUGACUCACCACUUUUGAUAGGUUUUUGUUUUUUGCAAAAAAAAUUAGCAAAAAUUAAAGUAAGUAAAGUGCCAUUAAAAUUGUAAAAUUGAUUAAAUGCUUGGCAGUUUUGGGCAGGUCUGAAGGUGUGAUUUACAAAAAAAAACUCUACAGAAGUUUUUACAGUAUGUUCGUGGCGUUUUUUGCCACAAGGGUCUCCAGUGUAUACAAAAUGUAUAACUUCUGUAUAAAUUAUGAUAAAAAUGAAAAAAACACUGGAAUUCAAAACUUAAUAAAAAUAAAACACAAAUUAUGCCAGCAGCUGUAAACACAGCAAAAAAUGAUCAGAAACUGAAAAAAAACAAAAAAUGACAGAUGAAGGGCUAAGGGUUAAAGUUAGGCUAAGUUAAGCUAACGCUGGUAAUUGGUGACAUUAUUAAUGAGCGCAUAAACGGCAUAGUGAACACAUCUGACUUCAUUAGGUUUAAUGAUGGUAGGCGAGAGCCUGCUGUAGGUAAACAUACAUAUAUAUUAAUAGAAGAAUGCUAGGCACAAAUAUGUACAGUAAAAUACCCUCACUAGCCUCAGUUUUAUUUGUUCACUGCUCACUUGAAAACUAAACCAAAAAACAUUACCUGCUAAAUAACACUUGCUACCAUGCUGAUGAUAAAAGACUACCAAAGUUAACCAAUAACCUCUUUAUUCAAUUGAUGUUGUGUGCACACAUAUCUUAACAGUAGCUGAUGCAAACAUCGAAACUCAACUGAAAGGUAAGGUAAUGUUUCAAAUGUUUUUGGAGGAACUGGUAAAAUGGACCUAAAGUUCAACGGAUUUUUAUUCUUUGAUGUCUGUUAAAUUGAGCCUGUGAAGAACAUCUACAUUACCUGUGUUGUGCCAAUGAAGCACUAAAGAAACAAAUGUCUGUUAAGACCAAACUGGAGGGUGGAGCCAGAGAAAAGCUUUUGUACCACAGCACAAGUCAGGACAACUGCAGCUCUAUGCGAAAACUGGCUUCAACAGGACAAAAUGCAACUUCAUAUGGUCAAGGAACCUACUUUGCUGUAGAUGCCAGCUACUCAGCCAGUACAAUCUACUCUAAACCAGCUGCUGAUGGGUCUCAGUUAAUGUUUGUGGCUUGAGUCCUGACUGGAACUUACACCCUUGGCCACUCCAAAAUUGAAGGUGCCUCCUCAGGCCUCCACCAGCAGCCAGACGACCGCUACGACAGUUUGGUUAAUAACAUCCCCAGCAUGUGUGUGUUGUGUUCCAUCACAGCCAGGCGUACCCAGACUACCUCAUCACUUUCAUCUGAUGGCAGUGGGAACAAUUAAAUAUAAUGAAAAAUGUUGAAUUACAAUGUUAUAUACUGUUCAGAUGAAAACAAGCAAUAUAAAGUUUUAUGUUUAUUUCAAAAGUUUUAAUAGGAAGAGUAGGCUAGUUAAAAACAAAAUGGAGUUUAAAAGGUUUUUGCACAAAUGUUCCUAUAGUUGAAAGAGUAAAAAUUGAUAUUUUACUAUUAACUACUUUACUAUGAUAUUUUUUACUAUUUAACUAUUUACUACUAGUUUGUUUCUACUGUAAUUAUAAGAAUAAAGCUGAUUGUUUCAGUGUUAAGAUGUGAAAGGAAGCAAAACAAAAGUGUCACUGGUUAACAAAUCACUUCCUUUCUGCUCUUUACUUCAAUCAGAGGUCUUUUAAUUUAAACUCAUUAAUUAUACACUUCUUUUUAAUGUUCUGACUACUCAUCUUGCCAGUUAAAUAUGUAAUCUUGCUUUCAGAUGUGAAACCCUCCUCCAGCGUCUGUAGAGCUGUGUCUCUCUGAAAAUAUGCAUAUGUGUUGCCAAGGUUACAAGAAGUCACAAAAUUUGCCACCACCCUAAUUUGAAUAAUUUGUAAAUAGUUUUUUAGUUUUCAUAGACAUUAAAAUAGGUUUUAAAAAUAGGUUUUAAACUAUAAAAGAGUUGGUUUUAAUUAC
This is a messenger RNA of Betta splendens (Siamese fighting fish), 6040 nucleotides long. Its product is annotated as protein mono-ADP-ribosyltransferase PARP14-like. The record is from RefSeq and is a predicted model, not a curated record. The transcript has 15 exons. Gene Ontology annotation, cellular component: cytoplasm; nucleus. Gene Ontology annotation, molecular function: NAD+ poly-ADP-ribosyltransferase activity; transcription corepressor activity. The coding region runs from base 64 to 3798 and encodes 1244 amino acids. NCBI's taxonomy places the organism in Eukaryota, Metazoa, Chordata, Actinopteri, Anabantiformes, Osphronemidae. Gene Ontology annotation, biological process: negative regulation of gene expression.